Molecule: messenger RNA, 150 nt
Organism: Emiliania huxleyi CCMP1516
Lineage: Eukaryota; Haptophyta; Isochrysidales; Noelaerhabdaceae
Exons: 2
Coding region: 1-150 (49 amino acids)
Cellular component (GO): nucleus
Source: RefSeq, a predicted model, not a curated record
AUGCCGAGCCGGAUCGAGGACCCGAUCCUAGCCUACUAUGCCGAGUCGGAGGUGAACCAGGUGCAGUGGUCGAAAACGCAGCCGGACUGGGUGGCCAUCUGCUUCGACAAGAAGCUGCAGAUACUGCGACCAAAUUUGAACCAUCACUAA